CGUAACACUGUACGUUCCACUUGGGGAAAUGUUGCCUUCCACCAAGAUAUUGGCUUGGCUUUCAUGCUAGGCAUUUCUAAAAACAGUUCGAUAAAUGAACAAAUUGAACGAGAGAACCUCCUCUACGGCGAUAUAAUUUAGGGUAUGUUCGUCGACACGUAUAACAACCUAACACUGAAAACGAUAUCGGCACUGGAAUGGAGUUGGACUUACUGCAAUCGUGUCAAAUACGUGUUGAAGACGGACGAUGAUGUCUACAUUCACAUGCCGGUGUUAUUAGCUAUUCUGGACGAGGUCGUCAAUCGCCGUCAAACUAUCCUGGGUCAUUUGGCAAAGGGCUGGAGACCGUCUCGUGACAUUCAUUCCCCGUACUACAUCUCCAAAACUCAAUUCAGUGAGUCAAAAUACCCCAACUUCCACACGGGGCCCGCUUACGUCCUGACUAGCGAUAUCGCCGAGCAACUUUAUCGAGCUGCGUUGAAUGAAACGUUUUUCAAACUGGAGGAUAUUUUCAUCACUGGGAUGAUAGCUAAUAAUCUGCCUAACAUAGAGCACCACCAUUACCCCCAAUUUUCGAACAGUCGUCCAAAAAUUGAAAAAAUACGUGAUACCUGUGCUAUGGCAAAGCUAGCUGCAGUGCAUGAGAUCAAGGAAGAUGAUAUGUUCGAUCUGUGGAAGCGAUUAUCUCAUGGGCUAUCUAAUUGCUAAUCGUUGAAUUAUAUAAAAAUACAUUAACAUGAAUUUUGUUUUCAA
Molecule: messenger RNA, 753 nt
Organism: Daphnia pulex (common water flea)
Lineage: Eukaryota; Metazoa; Arthropoda; Branchiopoda; Diplostraca; Daphniidae
Product: beta-1,3-galactosyltransferase 1-like
Exons: 2
Coding region: 145-708 (187 amino acids)
Cellular component (GO): membrane
Molecular function (GO): hexosyltransferase activity
Source: RefSeq, a predicted model, not a curated record